GCCAGCUCGGAUGAGGUUUCGAGGACCGCCAUCAUGGUGCGCAAGCUGAAGUUCCACGAGCAGAAGCUGCUGAAGAAAGUGGAUUUCAUCUCCUGGGAGGUGGACGGUAACCUGAGCGAGCUGAAGGUGCUGCGGCGGUACCGCAUCCAGCGGCGGGAGGACUACACCUCGUACAAUAAGCUGAGUAGAGAAGUUCGAGAAUUGGCACGCAAGAUCAGAGACCUGGAUGCGAAAGAUUCCUUCCGAGCCAAGAGCACCAGUCGGUUGCUGGAAAAGCUAUAUUCAUUGGGCUUGAUCCCUACAAGGCAGGGUCUACAACUCUGUGAGAGAGUGUCAGCGUCAUCUUUCUGCAGGAGACGUCUCCCCACUAUAAUGGUAAAGCUGCGUAUGGCCCAGAACCUGAGAACAGCAAUUACUUUCAUUGAGCAAGGACAUAUCCGAAUUGGACCGGAAGUCGUAACCGAUCCAGCCAUCCUAGUGACGAGAAAUAUGGAAGACUUUAUAACCUGGGUGGACUCUUCAAAGAUCAAACGACAUGUAAUGGAGUAUAAUGAAGAGAGAGAUGACUUCGACCUGGUUGUCUAGUUUCACUUCUUUGUCCUGACUGCCCUCUGCAUUACUUUAAGUGAAGUGAAUCCAGCUGUUGGUGACACAACCUGCUCCAGUUGUCACUAUUCAUAUGUUCUUGUGGCAGGACUAUAUUGUGAGCUGUGUUACUGGACUUGAGCUUCUAUUAUACACCGCCCACGACAAAUGUCAAUUUCAUCUUCUUUAUAAUACUCUGGGCAUUAUACUACAUUUUAUAAAGCAUUCUGACUUCACAGUGUAGCCUCUCACUAAUUAGUUGCAAUAAACAAGUUUAUAGUGUUGGCAUCAUUUACAUCAAAACAGAUUUAUAUGAUCAUGGAAUGGAUCCUGUGAAGAAGUGACCCAGUGUUUGGUGUUAUGAAUGCUUACAUUUCAAUCAUGUUGUGUAGAAGUGCAGCUAGUCAUCCAUUUGGAAGCUAUCCUUUAAGCCAUCUGUAACCUGCACAUUAAAGCCGUUACUAAAAUAAUCAUUCCCUUAUUGAUAUUGUGUGCAGUCUGAAUAUAGUUUGACCAUUACCUACAUGUUGAUCUGACGCAGAUACGUGCGUUCCUUUGACUGACAGAUUGUCCACUAUGCAUUUUUUAAAAUCUUCUGUGUAUUGAUCUGGUAUGGUUCUGAUAGCUUGGAAUAAAUAGCACAUGAAGACUAAUGAGCUAUGUUCUCCAUAUCCCUCGCUUAUAAAAGAGAUCAUCAUCAGCCUAGCCUUUCUUUUGAGGCAGAAAUUUCUGUUUGAAGUGCAUGUAUCCUCAUAUACGAUCAGCUGAUGAGACAAGGAGAGGAUAAGUGAACAAUGGCUUUAUCCAAUAGCAUUUACAGCAGAUCAUUUACGUCGACUCAAAACUUAAUUGAAGCAGCUUAGUCUGCAUGCCCACGCUUGACUUCUUCCCUUAGUGGAACUAAACAUGCAUUUUGUACUGGAAUUGGAAUUAAAGUCAAAAACACCUUUUAAUAAGAAAAUGGUAAUUUCACUUUAAUACUUCCCAGAAUCCUGAUUUAAACGGUGCAAGGAAUGGAAAAUCAAUAGGUUCCAGAUGUUGAUACUUCUGAAUAAAUGUCCUAACACUGGUUUUAAAUGGGUAAUGAACCGUUAAACCUCUUAUUCUUUGAGAAAGGCUGCACUGUAUUUUAGCUCUACAAGUAUUUGUGAUCUUCUGCUUAGAAAAUGGUAACAUUUGUGUAUUUAUAAAUUUCUUUAGAAAUUCGACAAAAAGAAAAUCUUUUAGCUUUUAAUUCCUAUUUUUUAAAUCUUGAAAUAACUGAUUGUCUUGUGGUAAAGCUGGGUAAGGGCAGCUUGAUAUUUUUUUUCUAAUAAAGUGUUGGGCAGUUGAAUAAAAGUGGUCAUUUAAAAAUUG
Pristis pectinata (smalltooth sawfish) is the source of this 1941-nucleotide messenger RNA. It is a transcript of the gene imp3, whose product is annotated as IMP U3 small nucleolar ribonucleoprotein 3. The record is from RefSeq and is a predicted model, not a curated record. The coding region runs from base 34 to 585 and encodes 183 amino acids. Gene Ontology annotation, molecular function: rRNA binding; snoRNA binding; structural constituent of ribosome. Lineage: Eukaryota; Metazoa; Chordata; Chondrichthyes; Rhinopristiformes; Pristidae. The transcript is spliced from 7 exons. Gene Ontology annotation, cellular component: small-subunit processome; Mpp10 complex; small ribosomal subunit. Gene Ontology annotation, biological process: rRNA processing.